AUGGGCUGUUUCCCUAAGAUUCGGGUUCCACGCCGUCUCCUUCGCCUCUUCAAGAAGAAGAAGGACAACCGCGGUCGUGAUGAUGUUGAGCUGGGACAUAUCUCCCACCCUUUCGACGUCUACCGUAUUGACAGCAAGGGCAACCGCGUUGCCCUUCCACAGCAUUUACCUGUCCCUGUCGAUCUCUAUGGUCAGGUGGUCCCCCACACUGACGCUUCUGCCGCCGCUGCUACCCCUGUCGUUGGAACUGGCCUUACCUAUCGCGGUAUCCCCGUCCCAGAUGGCUCUGCCGUCACCGAUGGCUCUGCGAGUGAUGACAGUGUUGCCGUUGACCCCAAGGCCAAGACUGGUGCCCAUGCCAAGAAGGACGCUGGUGGCGCCGUUGCUGGUCCUGCUCCCAAGGACAUCUAG
This is a messenger RNA of Fusarium venenatum, 411 nucleotides long. RefSeq lists its product as uncharacterized. Lineage: Eukaryota; Fungi; Ascomycota; Sordariomycetes; Hypocreales; Nectriaceae. The record is from RefSeq and is a predicted model, not a curated record.